Molecule: messenger RNA, 324 nt
Organism: Plenodomus lingam JN3
Lineage: Eukaryota; Fungi; Ascomycota; Dothideomycetes; Pleosporales; Leptosphaeriaceae
Source: RefSeq, a predicted model, not a curated record
AUGCGUCUCCAUCGAUGUCGUGGCACUCUGAUGAGCGAAGCACAGCUUGCAUGGUCCGGCCUGCCACAUGAGCAUACCUACCAGUCACCGGAAUACUCCGUCCCGAUUCUUACAACAAGCCGCUGUCGCCAUGCAAUCGAGCAGCAUGCUCUUUUACCCCAAGAUCUUGUGCUGACGCAUGAGAACAUUCAUCUUCGUUCAGAAUGGCAGCGAGGUAUGUCUGCCUGGCCAGAUACCAGCAAUGGCCCUUUGAAGACUGUCAUCUUGACAACAUCUCCGUCCCUGACUCCACGUCUUCCCGCCUGGGGUCGUCCCACUCAAUGA